GGAGGACUAUGCAUGAGCCACCGGAUGCUUCCUCGCCAUAAUAACUACUCAGUGCACUGUUUUCACCGCGCCAUCUCCGACACUCCUUCUGUGCUGCUGUGUGCUGUGCUGCGAGAGUGUCUUCAAGUGGCUGGUUCUAGAGUCUUCCCUACAGGUGCUAAAGAAACGGUUACAAAUGCUUCCAAGAACUGGAAAAAUAAUUUGAUACCUAGUGCUUACAUAGACACAUUCCAUUAGUAUUCUCGGGGCACAGCAAGUUUACCUAUCAAGGGAUCCAGUACAUACCAGCCAUGUCCUCUGUGGCAGGCACAAGCCUCUACUCAGGCUACCCUAUUCGCCUCAGUCGCAGGGCCUCCCUCUCCUCCUCCUACUACCCUCCAGUUGUGGAGAAAUAUUAUGAAUAUGUCAAACCUACAACUUCCAUGGUCAAUGGUGGCAUUGUGGCCUUUGUAGGAACCAUCUUCUUUGUCAUAUCUUUCACCAGCCCGUACUGGCUCCAGUCGUACUCCUACACCUACAGCAAGUUCCAGAAUAUGGGACUGUGGGAGUUCUGCUUUGAUGGCUUUCGGUAUCCAAAAUAUCAGUACGAUCAUAAAUUUAUAGGCUGUAACUACAUCUUUGCAGAGGAAUACAGAAUCAUAUGGCAAUGGAUGUUGCCAGCUUGGUUCAUGGCAGUGCAGACCUUCAUGACCAUAGCCCUGUUGGCUAGCAUGACCACCCUAGUGACAGUGAGUCUCAUCCUGGUGCGGUGGCCACUGCAGAUGGUCAUGCGCUAUGAGUGGCAUUUGACUGGCUUCUGCUUCAUCUGUCAGGCCAUCACAGUGGUGGCAAUCUUCUUUGCUGUGUUGGUGUUUGGAGUGAUGUGUUGGUCCCGAGACUGGCUCCUCAACCCAAACUUCAACUACCUGUCUUGGUCCUAUGCCUUUGCUGUCGUGGCUGGAGGCUUUCAUGCAUUCUCUGGUUUUGUCCUUCUUCAUGAAACUUUUGAAGCCCGAGAACGGAAGCGUCAGGCCACGAACCUCCUGCAGAUUGAUCCCCAUGGCCAGAUGGGCAUGGGCAUGGGUAUGGGCAUGGGCAUGGGCAUGGUGAGCCAGGGAUACAUUUAAGAUGAGAGUGAGCAGAGGAAAACCAUUUUAUAGCUGUAGCUGGUAAACCUUCAUUAAGAGUGAUGCACUUGCCAUAUGGUGAUGUAUUUGAACUGAUCAUGGACAACAAACUUUUGAAUGAUAUUUUCUUGAUAUGGUGUAGUUUGAUCAGAAAAGCAAUAUUGUCGAUCAAAUAUGAAUCUCAUGGCUUGAUAGUAUUUUUGUAAUUUUGUAUGGGGCCAUUAAUUACUGAUGUGGGGUGGAUAUGAAAGGCAAAUAGAGUGACAGACAUGGAAACAGAAACUUGCAAACACUGUAUGGCAUGUCACUCAUGAGGGUUGCCAUCAUCUAUCUGAUAAGAUGUGUAUAUGUCUUGUACAAAAAGUUGAUGCUAAGCUCAUUACUGUUGACAUGAUAAGUAUUUUAUCAUACACAUAGUGUGUUCAUUUGUGAUAUAAUACAAAAUUUGGUUCCAUCCAUUUUUCCGUCCAAUACUGAAGGAUCACAUGGUUCCUAGUACUUAAGCCGUCCAUUAUCUACAAGAGAAGUUUGUGAACAAUGUGCCUGAUGUUGUGUACAUAAGUAUUCUAAGGUCACACAAGAAUUAAGACUUGAUAGAUAGUGAAGUAACAUUUUGAUAGUUCAGAUAAGUUAUUUUGUUACUUUCAUGGAUUGUAAACUAGAGUACCAUAAAAUCCGAACAAUACAGUGCAUAUAUAAAGCACUGAAACAUUUGGUUGUGGUAAUGACAUGAUGAUGGCAUGCUGCUGUGAUGCCUUCCUGCUUACUUCAGCCUCGGAACACACAGCAGUUCAAGAAUUUUGUUGUACUUUUUUAACAUUUUAAAUGAUCUACUAGUUAAUGAACCACACCAUUCAACAAAUAGAAUUUUAGGCAUGCUUCACACAAACAAGUGCAUUUUCCCCCAUGCAACAAUAUGGUUCAGCAGAGAUUCACCCACUAUUUGCAACAAUAAACUCUUUUGCUGCGUGUUCUGAGAUAUCGUAGAACCAUGCAGCACGUGAACUGUCGGGGAAAAAGGGCACGUAAUGGCUUGUGUGAAGACUUGCCUUCUUGCCACCAUACCAAAGCACUAAUAUGAGGCAAUUCCUAAUAUGUAAUGGCUAAAUCAGGUCCAGGUUACUCCAUUCAUAUUCAAAGUGAUUAAAUACCAAAAGCUCAGUUUGCCAUGGCAGCAAACAAGAACAGUUUCUGCUGCUUCAAGUGGUGUGAAUGUAGACUUGAACAUUAUUUACUAUUAUGUUAUAAAGUUUUAAAACUUUCUUUUGAAUUUUAGGGAAGUAUUAAUGUGAAUGUCGCUAUUUUUAAGCAGUUGUUUCUAGUAUGUUUAAGAAAUUUAUAAUAAACAAUGUUUACA
Messenger RNA from Portunus trituberculatus (swimming crab), 2463 nucleotides. RefSeq lists its product as uncharacterized. The transcript has 7 exons. Bases 291 to 1106 code for a protein of 271 amino acids. NCBI's taxonomy places the organism in Eukaryota, Metazoa, Arthropoda, Malacostraca, Decapoda, Portunidae. The record is from RefSeq and is a predicted model, not a curated record. Gene Ontology annotation, cellular component: septate junction; membrane. Gene Ontology annotation, biological process: septate junction assembly; regulation of tube size, open tracheal system.